AUGUCUAUCCUCUCAUUUGAGGAACUUAGCUUGAAAGAUGAUUACGCUCUGUCACCAACUCAGUCGCAAGACUCAGACACAGACUCGGAGUCGGAUGACAACAUGAAGGUCAACAAGGAGAUGACUGUAGCUGAGGUGUACACGCAGGCCUGCAAGCUGGUGGGGGUGGUUCCAGUCUCUUACUUUAUUCGAAACCUCGGCUCUCCAAAUAUGGUCCUCACCCAUCACGGGUUAGGACCUUUAGGCUGCAAGGCACUUGCAAUAGCUUUAGUGUCUGAUAUGCACAUCAACACUCUGGAACUGGCAGAUAAUCACAUUCAAGCUGAAGGAGUCAAAUAUCUGCUGGAGCUGUUGAGGGCUAAUUUUACCAUUCAGCACCUGAAUUUAUCCAACAACCAUUUAAAAUCUGAAGGAGCUGAGCAUGUGGCUAAAAUGUUACUUGACAACAUUUCACUAAAAUCUAUAAAACUUUCCGGAAAUGGAUUCACGGAUGAUGAUGCAAAACAUUUUGCAGAUUCAUUGUCAGCCAAUUCCAGGAUCAAAGAACUUGACCUGAGCCAUAAUGAGUUUUGUGAAAAAGGAGGGGAGUAUUUGGGACAGCUGAUGGCAAACAACGAAGGCCUAGAGGUGCUCAACCUCAGCUGGAACCAUCUAAGGAUGAAAGGUGCUGUGGCUUUUAGUGCUGGACUGAAGGUGAACACGAUGGUAAAACACCUGGACUUAUCGUGGAACGGUUUUGGGAAUGAAGGAGCCUUGGCCAUGGGUGAAGCCCUAAAAUACAACAACUCUCUGGUGCAUCUGAACUUCAACAACAACUGCAUCACCAACGAGGGUGUCAGCAUGCUGUGCAGGGGUCUCGAAUAUAAUGACACGCUUCGAGUCCUACUGCUGGCUUAUAACUCUUUAACAGUAGAGGGUGCGCUGGCCCUCGUCAAUAUGUUGAAGAACACGCCUAAAACUGCCCUGGAGGAGAUCAACAUAUGUAAUGUGUUGGUCAAUGAGAACUUUGUGAAUCUUUUGGAGAUUGCAUGUCUGGAGCAUCCUGGUCUGGAUGUCCAGUAUGAAGGGGUGGGGGGCUUCAUGGCUAAGAAGCCACCGAAACGAGUUGAUCCAAUGAAAGUUAUUCAGGAUUAUCUUGAUAGCCGCAAACUGCGUCUGUGGGAUUUUUUUCGGAAUAUUGACAAAGAUGGCACCAUGCGAGUUCCUGUCACCGACUUCAGGAAGGCGGUUCAGCACUCAACCAUUCCUUUGAGUCGGUACCAGAUUGAGGAGCUGAUUCAGAGGCUUGAUCAUGACGGGACAGGAAUAGUGGACUACAGGGGGUUGGCAGAUACAAGGAAGCAAAUGAUGAGAGAUCACAGACAGCAGCUCAAGAAAGUAGAGUCUCGUCAGAGGAAAGAGAAGCAGAAAAGUGAUCGCAUCCUCAAAACCUUCCAGAGCGCUGUGGAGGCAGUCACACCUCGCAGCUCCAUCAUUAUAUCUCCUGGAGGGGCCAAAGAAGAGUCAAGUGGCCCUCAACCAUUUUCUGCCACCCCUCUCAGCUCUUGGCACCACAUUAUGUCAGACCGCAGUCGCUAUUCUGUUACUAAUCUGAGCAACGAGCACGUCCAUCUGCCCAUGCCGGGGGGCACCUCGCCUUACCGCCCCACUAGCUCCUCGAUGCGGUCCUACUCCCAACCCAACCUGCUGGCUGACUCCCUUCACUCUGCACCAGAUCAGGGUGUUUUCUCUGAUCCAGACAUGAACCACAGCGAACUCAGUCCUACUGCUAACAGCCUGACCAGGUCUAGGCCUGCUCUUCACGCUGAACAGCCAAAGAGCAACGCUAAAACCAAGAAAGUAAAGAAAAGAAAACCUAAGAAACGUUUAGAGAAAGUUUCAAAAUAUCCUAGACAUUCUCUCAAGUGA
This is a messenger RNA of Nematolebias whitei (Rio pearlfish), 1908 nucleotides long. Its product is annotated as leucine-rich repeat-containing protein 74A. Lineage: Eukaryota; Metazoa; Chordata; Actinopteri; Cyprinodontiformes; Rivulidae. The coding region runs from base 1 to 1908 and encodes 635 amino acids. Gene Ontology annotation, molecular function: protein binding; calcium ion binding. The transcript is spliced from 13 exons. The record is from RefSeq and is a predicted model, not a curated record.